Messenger RNA from Castor canadensis (American beaver), 930 nucleotides. Lineage: Eukaryota; Metazoa; Chordata; Mammalia; Rodentia; Castoridae. The record is from RefSeq and is a predicted model, not a curated record.
AUGGAAUUGGAAACUGACUACCCAGAUCCUUAUUGUCUUUCCAUGCACCACCUCAAUUUCCAAACAAUCACUUUUAAAUGUAGGAAAUCAGAUGAGGAAACAGCUUCGGAAGUGAAAGGCAAAAUUGUCUCUUCUAACUCCAAUGAGAGCUGUAUCCAAAGGCAGGGAUCAGAGCCAAACCUAAAUGAGGAGAAUGCCAACAAAAGCAAGUUUGAAGGCAGAGACAACAUUGCUAAAUCAGAAUCACAGUUCAGCUCAGACGAAGAAAGCUCCAGAAAGAGGAAAAUCAGUUCCGAGAACACCAGUCAAGUUAGAAAAGGAAAUGAUUGCUGUUUCACUAUGGAAAAGAGACAAAAGGCCUCUGAUGAUAGAAAGAGGAGAAUUGAGAAGAACCGUGAUGACUGCAAAAGAAGACGCCUGCGUGGCAACGAUGGGCAGAGAAUGCAGCCCAGAUCCUGGUACUCAGAAGACAACCCGCCCCCACUUAGGAAAAAUCUGGUGACUUUUCUUCGUGAUAUGUCUGAAGCAAUUUAUCAAGACAUAGCCCAGAUGCAGUCCCAGCAGGUACAUUCCCCACUCACCUGGGAGCAGCUCUCUGAGCUCACUCAGCUCUGGGAGCCUCUGUCCACCAUGGUGCAGGCCUGCUACACCAUGGCCACCCAGGCAGCCAGUGCCUUCCCUGCUGAGGGCUGGCUUGUCCCAGCUUCAAUGUCUGCUCCUCAGGAACUGUCCUGGGAUAAGGAAGAAUCUUAGAGUUCCUUACUGGAUGGCGUUAGGCCCAACUUUGCACUGGUGGGGAGAAAAGAGAUGGUGUCAGUGAAUGAGUACAGCCCUGAUCUAGGGUCAUGUGUCCUACUCUGCAGAGGAGAUACAUUGGGGAGAACAAAUCCUACUACAUCUCAGAAUCUUCUGGAUGACUGGCAGGGAUGA